AUAGGUGAAUAAAAGUUACUCUUCAUGUAAUAUUAAAAGCACAGAUUAAUGUUUAAAUAGUCAAUCGUCAAGACAACUUGUCUUCUACAUGCGUUCCAUGACAAAUACUUCUGUGCGUAAAAGACGCAGUGUCAGGGAGGCUGAUCUCAGUUCAGAUCAAUGGCUGAUUUGUAUUCACAGUGUAGAUAAAUGACGGGAGUCCUCCCUCCCUCUCUCCCUCCCUCUCUCCCUCCCCGGUCAGAAAAAGCCUAUAUAACGACAAUGAGGGAGGGAGCAGCUGAAGACCGGCAGCAGACACUCGGAGGUUCGAUUCCCGGGGGACAGUACACUGGGCACUAACAUGGCUAACCUUCGCCAAUGCGGCGUUUUCACUUCACUGCUGUUGAUUUCUUUGCUUUCUUUGCACGAUGCCGUCAGACUGGACUUGACCGAGUUAAGGAAUAAAGUUGCCAAGAUCAAAGUGAACCCGAGAGGCAGUCUGUGGGCCACAGGUCACUUCAUGGGGAAAAAGAGUCUGAUGGAUGAGCCUGCGGUGCCACUCAAGCAGAAAACGAAGCUGGUUGAUCCUCUGGAAGACGAUCUCCCCGAGGAGGAGCGCAGCGCUUUUCUCCAACAGUUGCGGGUGGCGUUGAGGGCGCGGUUGGACACACAGGACUGCCGCUCCAGUAUUCAGGAGCUGGAGUUGUUGAUGAAGAUUCUAGAACGCUUCAAAGCAGACAGAGAUGCAGAAGGUAAAAGUCUGGAACACAUGGACACAUGAGUGGACACAUGAGUGG
Molecule: messenger RNA, 776 nt
Organism: Cynoglossus semilaevis (tongue sole)
Lineage: Eukaryota; Metazoa; Chordata; Actinopteri; Pleuronectiformes; Cynoglossidae
Gene: nmbb
Product: neuromedin Bb
Exons: 3
Coding region: 341-760 (139 amino acids)
Biological process (GO): neuropeptide signaling pathway; positive regulation of hormone secretion
Cellular component (GO): neuron projection
Molecular function (GO): neuromedin B receptor binding; neuropeptide hormone activity
Source: RefSeq, a predicted model, not a curated record